Messenger RNA from Salpingoeca rosetta, 1200 nucleotides. RefSeq lists its product as uncharacterized. Bases 37 to 891 code for a protein of 284 amino acids. The transcript is spliced from 10 exons. Gene Ontology annotation, biological process: protein deubiquitination. Gene Ontology annotation, molecular function: cysteine-type deubiquitinase activity. NCBI's taxonomy places the organism in Eukaryota, Choanoflagellata, Craspedida, Salpingoecidae. The record is from RefSeq and is a predicted model, not a curated record.
GAAAUUUGAAAUUCCUGCUGACUCAGCACAGGCAAUAUGGACGAGCUCAAGGCAAAGCACCGCAAGGAGCUGCGGGAGCUCCAGGGAAAGAUCACGGGCAUGAAGAAGAGCGUCCCAAAGGGUGACAAGAAGCGCAAGAAGGAGGUGAUGGCCGAGAUUGCGCUGCUGGAGGCGGCCACAGAGAAGCGACAUGACGAUGAGAUUCGCGCCCUUGAAGAGGAACUGGCGAAGCAGACCAUCAGCGAAGCUGGGGAUGAGGCCAAGCCAGAGGAGGAUGCAAAGGCACAGGAAGAAGAGCAGCAGCAGCAGCAGCAGCCCCGCAAGACGCGCGCACAGAAGCGACGGGAGAAAAAGGCCAGAGAGGAACGGGAACGUGAGCGUCGCAUCAAAGAAGCAGCGCCAGCGCCAGGGACAACCAGCAAAGAGAUUGAGGAGGCUGCUCUCAACGAUGCACUGUCCAAGCUCAACCUCAGCAUACAGCGGGUGCCCGCAGACGGUAACUGUCUGUUCAAGUCCAUUGAAGUGCAGCUGCCCGAAGCAAAGGCAAAGGAUGCGCGGGCGCUGCGCGAAAUCGCCGCUGAUCACAUGCGCACACACCGCGACGACUACCUUCCCUUCAUGACCAACGACAAGGGCGACAUGAUGUCUCCAGAGGAGUUUGAGGCGUAUUGCGAGAAGAUGGCGACGACGAGCGAGUGGGGCGGCCAAAUCGAGAUUCGCGCGCUUGCGGAAGCGCUCAACUGCUGCAUUGAAGUGUUCCAGGCAACAGCGCCAACACAGGUGAUUGGCGCUGCAGAUGCGGCUGAUAAGGUGCGGUUGAGCUAUCACCGCCACCAGUUUGGUCUGGGCGAGCACUACAACGCCGUUGUGUCUUCGUCUUCCUCAUCGUGAUCAUGGCCACGGCCGCCACCAUCGUCGUCAUGUUCAAGUGUUGCUGGGAUGGGCGAAGCAACGUCAGCCGUGUGUCUGAUAUGAUGACACCAACGAUAACCUGGUGAUUGGUUGUGUGUGCCGUUUCACACCAACGAAGCCACAUAUGCCAACGCCACAUCAUUUCUGUCGAUGUUUCGACAAUUCAACAUCCCAUCAACACGUGUCUGUGCUCGCAAGCAUGCUCCAUUGAUAUUCCUCUCCAACACAACUGCAGCAUUUUACCGACGUUGUGCCAAUAAACCCUCACGCACACAAACGUGACUCAGC